Messenger RNA from Gambusia affinis (western mosquitofish), 6197 nucleotides. It is a transcript of the gene slc27a4, whose product is annotated as solute carrier family 27 member 4. The record is from RefSeq and is a predicted model, not a curated record. Gene Ontology annotation, cellular component: plasma membrane; microvillus; endoplasmic reticulum membrane. Bases 363 to 2294 code for a protein of 643 amino acids. The transcript has 14 exons. Gene Ontology annotation, biological process: long-chain fatty acid import into cell; medium-chain fatty acid transport; response to nutrient. Gene Ontology annotation, molecular function: long-chain fatty acid transmembrane transporter activity; long-chain fatty acid-CoA ligase activity. NCBI's taxonomy places the organism in Eukaryota, Metazoa, Chordata, Actinopteri, Cyprinodontiformes, Poeciliidae.
GGGCUCCUCUUAGAAAAUUAUAAGGUCAUUUGAAUUACGCCUGCUUGUGAACUCACCGGUUACAAUGACUCGAAGGAUAAUAUAAAUUAUUGUGAUCCUGAUGAUGAUCGCGGGGUCAAAGUCGACGCGCAUCGCUCGGGCAUUUUCUGAACAGCAGCAGCGGGAGGUCGUUGCGGGGUUGACCACAGGAGGAGAGCCCAGUGCGAGCGUCUGGCUGGGUGCGUUUCUCUGAAUCUCUAUCUAGCCGGAGGGAGCGACCAGGCUGGCCUGUAAGCCGAUCAAGGUGGAAUCUCCCACAACGAGUUUCACAUUCGGAUUGCUGAGCACCUACAUGCUGUAGCAGUGAGAGGAAGGGGGCAAGGAUGAUGCGUCUGGCAUGUUGCACAGUCCUGCUGUUUGUGUUGAGGCUGCUGGUGGGCCUGCCUUGGUACCAGGUUCUUCCAGCCGUCCUGAUCUUCUACCUUGGAAGUGGAGGAUGGAGCUUUCUGGAUAUUGUUGUCAAAACAAUUGGCAGAGAUCUACAUGCGGCCUACGUGCUACUGCGCGUGAAGCUGAACGUCAAGCGACAUCUCAGAGAGAAGAACACUCUUCCUAAGAUCUUUGCGGAAACUGUGCAGCGCUAUGGCGACAAAACUGCUCUCAUCUUUGAGGGGACCGGAGAGCGGUGGACUUUCCGACAGUUGGAUGAAUAUUCCAACCGCGUGGCCAACCUGCUGCUGGAUCGUGGCUUUAAGGAAGGCGAUGUGGUGGCCCUGUUCAUGGAGAACAGAUCCCAGUAUGUGGGCCUCUGGCUGGGAAUGGCUAAAAUCGGAGUUGAAGCUGCUCUCAUCAACUUCAACUUGAGACUAGAUGCUCUAGUCCACUGUGUUACCAUCUCCAAUGCCAAGGCUGUGGUGUUUGGUUCAGAGCUUUCUGAUGCGGUGUCAGAGGUCCACAGUAUGAUGAGGAAGGCGGUUCUGAUGUUUUGCUCUGGAGACUGGGACCCCAAACGAGUACCGCAGGGAACAGAGUGCCUGGAGCCCCUGCUGGCUGGCGCCUCGUCUCGCCUGCCUCAACGGCCAGAUCGCUGCUUCACAGAUCGGCUGUUUUACAUCUACACAUCAGGAACCACAGGAAUGCCUAAAGCUGCCAUUGUUGUGCACAGCAGGUACUACCGCAUGGCUGCUUUGGUAUAUUACGGCUUUAGGAUGACACCAGACGAUGUCCUCUAUGACUGUCUCCCGCUCUAUCACUCUGCAGGGAACAUUGUGGGAGUGGGACAGUGCCUAAUACAUGGAAUGACUGUGGUCAUCAGAAAGAAGUUCUCUGCAUCCCGUUUCUGGGAUGACUGUGCCAAAUAUAACUGCACUAUUGUGCAGUACAUCGGAGAGAUUUGUCGAUAUCUACUGAACCAGCCAGUUCGAGACUCUGAACGUCAGCAUCGGGUGAGGAUGGCGCUGGGGAACGGCCUGCGCCAGUCCAUAUGGGAGGAAUUCAUGAAGCGCUACAAUAUCCCACAGAUUGCAGAGUUUUACGGAGCCACAGAGUGCAACUGCAGCUUGGGCAACUUUGGAAACAAGGUUGGCGCAUGUGGCUUUAACAGCCAGAUUCUGCCCUUCAUCUAUCCCAUCAGGCUGGUGAGGGUUGAUGAGGAGACUAUGGAGCUCAUACGAGGACCUGAUGGUGUCUGCAUUCCUUGUAAACCUGGCGAGCCUGGCCAGCUAGUUGGGAAGAUCAUUCAGAACGAUCCCCUUCGAAGGUUUGAUGGCUACGUUAACGAAACGGCAACGAACAAGAAGAUUGCUAAUAGUGUCUUCAAGAAGGGCGAUAGCGCCUAUCUUUCUGGUGAUGUUCUGAUCAUGGAUAAGUACGGCCAUAUGUACUUCAAGGACCGAACAGGAGACACUUUCCGGUGGAAAGGAGAGAACGUCUCAACGACCGAGGUGGAAGGAACCUUAAGCAGGCUGCUUGAGAUGAAAGAUGUGGUUGUUUAUGGAGUAGAAAUCCCAGGAGCAGAAGGAAAGGCUGGAAUGGCAGCCAUCGCUGAUCCGUCCCAAUCCACAGACCUGGAGAUGUUGUGUAAGGACAUGGAGAAAGUUCUCCCUCCUUAUGCCAGACCUGUGUUUCUUCGCUUUCUUCCAGAAGUUAACAAGACAGGAACGUUUAAAUUCCAGAAGACAGAGUUGCGUCAUGAUGGUUUUAAUCCCACUGUUGUGUCAGAUAAACUGUUCUUCCUGGAUUCCAGCGGAGGGCGCUAUGUGCAUCUGGACGAAGAGCUUUACCGAUCCAUAGUGUCGGGGAAGCACAAAUUGUGACGGCCUGACAGACCACUACAUCAACUUGUGCACACACUGACAUGCAGACAUAUUUCAAUAAAGAAAAGAGGACAACAUUGCCUGACCAGGUUAGCAGAACAUGUACAUGGAUGCUAAUGUAAGAGCCAUAUGCUUCCAAAGGCCAAUGCACACACACAUACGCUCAAAGCUACUUUGCUCAUUAAAGUUCUAAAAAAACAAACAAAAAAAAGAAAAAAAAAACAGAGAUGUAUGGACAGCACGCUCAAAAGGAUAUGCUCUGCUCCAUCCAUCCCGGCUGAAAUCUCCCCUGCAACCUCUCUCGCUACCUCAGCAGACAAAAAGAGAGGCACCAACCACAGAAACCAGGUUCUUUCUGGAACUUCAAACAUCCUUUCACUGUAACACCGAUCUUGGAGACCCCUUACCAACAUGCUUUCCCAGCAAGAAAUAAGGCACACAGGCUGCCUGGAAUCCAGAAGGCAACAACUUGCAAAUACAGAUUUAAUACAAACUUAAAAGGACACUGAAGAGAACUGUGAAACCAGUCCUGCAUAAGAAGUGUGCAGAACAUCGAAGGGACCUUUGUGCACCUAAGUUAUCGCUGUUCAUGUUAUCAUGUUAUGUUAUAGUGAGAUUAUCUUGUGAAAGAUGGCACUUCUGCUUUUGACUUAACCUGCACAACUAGCCAGAAAGUGACGAACCAUAAUCUCCCACACCAUCUGAAGUUCAAAUUACCUAAAACAUUAGUCAUUUCGACCUUGUUGCUCUCCAAAGCAUCCGUGUAUUUCUACUAAAAGGGAACCAUUUAAGAGCAGCUGGAAAGGACACACAUGUUAAACAAGACCAGUGGUUGCAGCUUUAAUGUGCAAUAACUCUCCAGCAUCUGCAGUGCAAUAAUCAGCUGCAAGCCAUCAGAGCUUUGUUUUUAUUUAUUUAUUAAAAUAUGUCAGCAACAUACCAAAUAUUUUAAGUUGAUGUUUACAUAUUUUAGAUUAUAGAACUUGUAUUUUAUGCUGCGUGUCCAUCCAAAUCCAUCCUACAUUGGCAUAAGGAGUCCAUCAAAGCAAAGUUGUGGAACCCAUUUUAUAUUGGCUGCUGGAACACAAAUUAAAGCAACAGCAUAAAGUCAACCCUGGGCUAAAUAACGCAUUUUUUUUUUUUCUGGUUUGCAUGUUGAACUCAUGGUUAUGUGGCCAAAUUGUGCAGGUUUUGUCUGAAUAGGUAGAUUUUGCUCAUCUUGGGAUGGGUCUGUGUGUGUGUGUGUAUGUUGGUUUGUUUUGUUUGUGUUCACCUAAAGCAUAUGAAAAAGGACUUGACAGAAGGAUGUCCUGAUGAGUGCUUAAGAGGCAGAUUCUGCAAUGUCCAGGAGAGCUGAUUGACCCAAAAAAAAAAUAAAUUGAAACCGAACAGAGAAGAAUUGAACAGGAGCUGAAACGUCAGAUUAAGAUGAGGGAUAAAUUAAGAUAAGUAAACUUGUAAGAGAAGUUAGAAGUUUACUUAUCUUCACUAUGUUUAAUUUGGGACUUUUUAUUAUUUAUUUAAGCUCCUAAUUUUCCAGUUUAGAAAGGUUAUGCAACAUAUAACUCGAAUGAAUAAGCAUUGGGUGUGCAAAUUGUUGACUUUAUGGCGGAUUGUCUAAUCAGCAAAGAGUCAAAGAUCUAGCUAUACAUACUCAUGUAACCCCAUUAAUAUUUGGUUACAUAUCCCUUUGCGAUUUUCAGCUUAAUCACACUUUCUGUAACCAUCAACAAGAUUCUGGUAUCAUUCAGACUGAGUAUUUGACCACAUUUCGUUUAAAUUGUUAAUAAGCAUAUAUUUGAAUCUGUGAAAUUUUGAACUGGUGACAUUUGAAUUUAAUUCCUAAUUUCUAAAAAUUAUUAAACAACAGAAUAGUUCAAAUAAAAAUGCAUUAAAAAAUGUAAUUUGAUCCCAUGAUGAUUGUAUGUAAACUUCUGACCAGAACUGUUCUUUCUAGUUAAUAUUGAUAUCCAUCGCUUUCAUGAAUGAAUGAGCAUCAUGGACCAUGCGCAGAGCACUGUGCCUUACUGCGAGUUCACCUCCCAGACACACAGGCCCUGGCCCUCAUCUUAAUCUGACGUUUCAGCAUUUCUUUCUUAUUUCAGCUUCAGUCUGUUCCCCAUCAUAGCAACAUGACUACAUAGGAUCAUGAGAUUUCCUUAGGAUCUGCAAAAACCAAGUGGGUAGGAGCAGGAAGAGUUUAUCUCCUAAUGCACUCCUUUAAGAUUUUAUUUGUGUUUGCCGUGUCCGUUUACCAUCCAACCUUCUAAUAGCCAUGCCUUGUUUUCUGUUUUCUGUCUUCUGUCUACUCUGUCCCAGUUGAACUCGUGUUGUUUCAGACGUUGAUUAAAAAUCGUCUCGGAUAUGAUUGGCUUGUUCAUGAAUUCUGACGACAUUCAGCUUCAACUAAAAUUGAUUUUCAAGAAACUUUCUUUUGCUCAUUUGAGUUCUCUGCUGUUGCUCUGUAACCCUUGACCUUACAUUGCGUCCUGCAGUCACCUGCAGUACACCAAAGCAGGAUAUUGUUAUUGUUUUCAGGAUGCUGAUGUUGCAUGCAUUGAAGCAUUUUUUUCUUGGUUCAUACAUUGCAUUUACUGACAUAGGAAAUCUUCAGUCAUUUUUUUCACCCGUUGUUUCCUCAUCAUUUGAGGGGGAAAAGUCCAACAGAGGCAUUCACGAGGUCCAGCUUCGUUCCAGCUUUGUUCCAGCCUCCUUUGUCUCUUUCGCUACUGAACUUAUUCUUUAAUGAUGAGUGUAAAAUGUUCACAUGAAGGGAUUUGGUGGGAAAAAAUGAACAAAUCACUGAUUUGUUGUGAGGUGAAGUGUAAUUUGUAUGUCUACGGUUUGGCUGUUAUGAUGCUUCUGAUUGGUGGCGGUUGCAUUUGUCAAUUCAUACCACCAGGGGGCGAGUGAUUAAACAGUCCCAGAGCACUGCACUCUGAAGAAGAUGUUGUCAUUUUUUUAUAUAUAUAUAUUUUAAAAUUUGCUUAAAUUAUUUUAUUUUUGGAAGCCUAUUAAUUAUUCUUUGAUCCACUGCUUUUCGUGUGAAAUUAUGACUGUGAUUGUGGUCUAUAACGGGAUUUAUGCUUGGAUGACAAUCGAGAGAGCGGUUUUAAUUUUAUCCCACCUCUGAGAUGCACAAGGAAGGAUAAGAAAAUAAUUACUUGCAGUCUGUUUGAUUUGCCGUCUCCAUGUUGAAAAAAUACUGAUGGAAAUUAGAGAUGUGGCAUUUCACUACAAUUAAUAUAAAUUUAAUUGGUAAAAAUGAAUUUUACAAAAUAAACUUUAUUAUACAAAUUUUCCUAAGAGAGUUUUGGGUUUUACAACUACAUCCAAAUUUUUAAGAUUACAUUUUAUUUUCCUAACAGUUUCAUAUUUUAUACAACACAGCAAAAAGACUUAACUCUAAGCUUUCAGCCCUACAUACGAACUUCAGCCAAUUACACCCCAACUUUGUAAGUCAUAAAAUGUUAGAAACCCUCAAAAGAAGUAAUUUCCAAUAAAAACUAAUUGAUCAAGAUUACUAGAGUCUCUGUGGAUUCACUAUUAAGUUGGAUGCAAUAAAGUUGAAUUAAACUUUGCUGAUGGAACAUGUUUUUAUGAUGCAUUUGUGUCCUCUAUCUCUCAUCCUGCUUUUUGCACAUUUUUUUCCCCCGUUCAUUAUGGUGUGACUAAAUCUGCCUCUGUUUCUGUUGCUUUUAUUAUACUGUGUUGUUGCACUGCAGCAGUUCUCAACCUGUGCAGAGUGUGUAGACGAGGUCUGAGAGGUGUGACACGCACACACACAGAGUUUCCCUCCUACACACACAAGGCUAGCUGUCCACAUACUGUAUUAAAGGAAAGGGAUAUAGAUACAGUGCUGCAAAUGGAAAAAUAAUUAUUAAUAAAACUAUUUACAUUGUU